Scomber scombrus (Atlantic mackerel) is the source of this 6811-nucleotide messenger RNA. Its product is annotated as inositol hexakisphosphate and diphosphoinositol-pentakisphosphate kinase 1-like. The coding region runs from base 636 to 4334 and encodes 1232 amino acids. Lineage: Eukaryota; Metazoa; Chordata; Actinopteri; Scombriformes; Scombridae. Gene Ontology annotation, molecular function: inositol hexakisphosphate kinase activity; diphosphoinositol pentakisphosphate kinase activity; 5-diphosphoinositol pentakisphosphate 1-kinase activity. The transcript has 31 exons. The record is from RefSeq and is a predicted model, not a curated record. Gene Ontology annotation, cellular component: cytosol. Gene Ontology annotation, biological process: inositol phosphate biosynthetic process; inositol metabolic process.
CAGCAGCAGCUAACAAGCAGCACUGACUGCACACAUCAACUUUCAGCUUGUAGCUCACAACUUUUACACAGUUUAAAAGAAAAAAGGAAAAACUGGAGUAAAGAGUCAAGCAGCAGCUUCUCUUCAGUCACAGUUGAGUCAGGGGGAAACAAGGAAGUGAACAGCUGUCUGACUUCUCUUAAUUUCCGCCGGACAAAGGACGCUGAUGUGCAAAUGUUGACUGUGAAGUUUCCUCUGUGAAGAAGUGUCUCCAGACUGGAACAUGUUAUCUUUCAGAGCCAGGCCUCCUCUGUCCUGACACAGGGAGUUUUACAGCCGAGAUCCUGAUUGUCUACCUCAAUACACGUGGAGUCCGCUCCUACUGUUCUACCUCUUUGGACCUCUGCUACUUUUUUUUUUUUUUCCUACCUCAGCACAAAUGUUUAGUUGCACGUAGCUGAUAUCAGCCAGCUCGGAAAGCCUAACAGAUCCUUCAGUUUGUCAGCAAGCUCUCAGGUGUCAGUCAUCCGGUGUCGGUGUAACACAGUUGACUGGGUUUCUUCCUGCUUUCAUCCGCCGUAAUCGCUCUCUGACCUCGCACAGCCCCUGCUGGGGAGGAGCCACCCGAAGCCGCCAUGUUGCACGGAGGUUUUUAGAUGUCCGAGCCCUGCAACGGACUUACACCAGGAGAAGGAACGGUACAGGGGCAGGGUCACAGAGACACUCCUCGAUUUUUGGUUGGCUGUGAAGAUGAUGAGCAGCACUUGGGCCAAACGGAGGCAAGCAUGAAGAACGAGAUGUUUCGAGAAGAGGAAAUGGAAGAUGACGAUGAUGAGUUGCCAUCAGAGCGACAGAUUGUGGUCGGCAUAUGUGCCAUGAUGAAGAAGUCAAAUUCCAAGCCCAUGACUCAGAUCCUGGAGCGGCUUUGUAAGUUUGACUACAUCGACGUGGUCAUCUUCCCGGAGGAGGUGAUCCAGGAGGAGCCGGUGGAAAAAUGGCCUCUCUGCGACUGCCUCAUCUCCUUCCACUCCAAAGGUUUCCCUCUGGACAAAGCUGUGGAGUAUGCAAAACUCAGGAAUCCACUGCUCAUCAAUGACCUCAACAUGCAGUAUUUCAUACAGGACAGGAGGGAAGUGUACCGUAUCCUACAGGAAGAGGGCAUUGACCUUCCUCGUUAUGCUGUGUUAAACCGAGACCCCGACAACCCUGAAGAGUGUAACCUGGUGGAGGCGGAGGACCAUGUUGAGGUGAAUGGGGAGGUGUUCCCUAAACCUUUUGUUGAGAAACCUGUGUGUGCUGAGGACCACAAUGUGUACAUCUAUUACCCGACAUCUGCUGGAGGGGGCAGCCAGAGACUCUUCAGAAAGAUCGGAAGUCGGAGCAGUGUGUACUCCCCAGAAAGCAGCGUACGAAAGACUGGAUCCUACAUCUACGAGGAGUUCAUGCCCACAGAUGGUACUGAUGUGAAGGUUUACACUGUGGGUCCAGACUACGCUCAUGCGGAGGCUCGGAAGUCUCCUGCGCUGGACGGGAAGGUAGAGAGAGAUAGCGAAGGGAAGGAGAUCCGAUACCCUGUAAUGCUGACUGCCAUGGAGAAACUAGUGGCCCGUAAGGUCUGCAUGGCCUUCAAGCAAACAGUUUGUGGGUUUGACCUACUCAGAGCCAACGGACACUCCUUCGUCUGUGACGUCAACGGCUUCAGUUUUGUCAAAAACUCCAUGAAAUACUACGAUGACUGUGCCAAAGUCCUGGGGAACAUGGUGAUGAGAGAGUUAGCCCCACAGUUUCACAUCCCCUGGUCCAUCCCGAUGGAAGCUGAAGAUAUCCCCAUUGUCCCAACAACCUCAGGAACCAUGAUGGAGCUGCGCUGUGUUAUCGCCAUCAUCCGCCAUGGAGACCGCACACCAAAGCAAAAGAUGAAGAUGGAAGUUCGACAUCCUCUAUUCUUUGAGUUGUUUGAGAAGUAUGGAGGCUACAAAUCAGGAAAACUAAAGCUGAAGAAGCCAAAACAGUUACAGGAAGUGUUGGAUAUCGCCCGCCUGCUGUUGGUCGAACUUGGCCAGCACACCGACUGUGAGAUAGAGGAGAAGAAGUCUAAACUGGAGCAACUCAAGACUGUCCUGGAGAUGUACGGUCAUUUCUCAGGUAUCAACAGGAAAGUCCAGCUGACCUACCUGCGUCACGGCCAACCUAAAGCCUCCAGUGAAGAAGAAGACUGUAAGAAGGACAGCCCAUCUCUGCUGCUGGUCCUGAAGUGGGGCGGAGAGCUAACACCUGCAGGCCGGGUUCAGGCUGAGGAGCUGGGCAGGGCCUUUCGCUGCAUGUACCCUGGAGGUCAAGGUGAUUACGCUGGCUUUCCUGGUUGUGGCCUCCUGCGCCUGCACAGCACUUACCGCCACGACCUAAAGAUCUACGCCUCAGACGAAGGCAGGGUGCAGAUGACAGCCGCUGCUUUUGCCAAGGGACUGCUGGCUCUCGAAGGGGAGCUGACUCCAAUCCUGGUCCAGAUGGUGAAGAGUGCUAACAUGAAUGGACUGCUGGACAGUGACAGCGACUCUCUGACCGACUGCCAACAGAAGGUGAAGGCCAGACUGCAUGAUAUCAUGCAGAAGGACCUGGAGUUUACACAGGAGGACUAUCAGAAGUUGGCCCCAACUGGCAGCCCAUCGCUGGUGAACUCUAUGAACAUCCUACAGAACCCCGUCAAGACCUGUGACAAAGUGUACGCACUCAUCCAGAACCUCAACGCACAAAUCCGAAAGAGACUGGAGGACCCCAAGUCAUCAGAUCUGCAGCUCUACCACAGUGAGACGUUGGAGCUAAUGUUGCAGCGCUGGUCCAAACUGGAAAGAGAUUUCCGCAUGAAGAAUGGCCGCUACGACAUCAGCAAGAUCCCAGAUAUCUAUGAUUGUAUCAAAUAUGACACACAGCACAAUGCCUCGCUUGGUCUGGAGGAAACGCUGGAGCUGUUCAGACUGUCACGAGCCCUGGCUGACAUCGUCAUACCACAGGAGUAUGGCAUCAGCAGAGCGGAAAAACUGGACAUCGCUCAGGCGUACUGUGUUCCUCUGAUGAAGAAAAUCCAGCUGGACCUGCAGAGGACUCAUGAGGAUGAAGCCGUUAACAAGCUGCAUCCCCUGUAUUCUCGAGGCGUGAUGUCUCCCGGUCGUCACGUCCGCACACGUCUCUACUUCACCAGCGAGAGCCACGUUCACUCCCUGCUCAGUGUUUUCCGCUACGGAGGACUGCUGAAUGAGGAGAAGGACCAGCAGUGGCAACAGGCGAUGGACUACCUGAGUGCUGUGUCUGAACUCAACUACAUGACGCAGAUAGUCAUCAUGUUGUAUGAAGACAACAAUAAGGAUCCUUCUUCAGAGGAGCGUUUUCAUGUGGAGCUCCACUUCAGUCCGGGAGUCAAAGGAUGUGAAGAUGAGGAAAAUGUACCUCUCGGCUUCGGCUUCCGCCCAGCCUCCUCAGAGAAUCAAGACAAAAAGACUAAUCAGGGUAGUCUGGAGGACCUCUCCCAGGACCAACCAGACCAGGCACUUAAUGUCUCUGAGCCCAUCAACAUCCAACGGAGGUCACCCAUGAUCCGCAACCGCAAGACCGGCUCCAUGGAGGUCCUCUCUGAGACCUCUCCCACCCAGUCAUCCAAAGGCUCCACAUCCCACCGACUCUUCCCCUCGUGUUCGCGCCAGUCUCCUGAGAUCAAACCAGCCAGUGGUCUAGGUGGGCACCUCUUCUCUGCUUUUCCUUACACAGGCUCGCUCUGCUCUGGCCUCUUCAGUGCCUCCGCCCUCGGGGUGUCCUGUAGCGCCCCCAACCUGCGGGACUACGUCCGCACGCACCACCACCAUCGAAAACCACCCCUGUCCCCCGGCAGUGUGCCGAUUGGCAUGUUUGAGCUGUUCUCUAUGCCGGCAGUAAAGAGAUUUUCUGUGUCGUUUGCCAGGCAUCCGACUAACGGGUUUGAAGGCUGCUCCAUGGUGCCCUCUAUCUACCCGCUGGAGACGCUGCACAACUCGCUCUCUCUGAAGCAGGUGGACGAGUUCCUCAACAUCAUGUGUGAGAGCAGCAGCGAGGCCCAUGCCAGGACCAUGAAAGCACUGUCCGGCCUGUUCGACUCUCAGAGCCAGACGUCUCUCUACAGCCCACAGCAGCCUCUGUCCUCCUCUGGAUCUGAGACGUCUCUCCGCCCGCCGAGCCAGCCUCUAUGGCACGGCAGCAUCCCCUCCAGUGCUGUAUCCAGUGCGGGCCCCUCAUCUCCGAUCACAGAGAGCUCUGGACUGAACUUCAGCUUCAACACUGGAGGAGAUGCUGAUACUGGAGAGAGAAGCCAGCAUUCAGACAUUUAACCACUCUGACUCUACAUAUGGACCCUUCUGAUGUACACCGACCACACCACGUGUUCCCCGCACCGGACAGUGACUAAACACUGGACCCUCAACGGUUAAAAACCUCUCAUCACUUCAUCAUCACCUCGACACAGUCAGACAACAGAAACCUGCUGCAACUGAGUAACCGCGCAUCAAGCCAAUAAUCGGACCAGUUGUGCCUUUUGAGUUUUAAUUUGGAUGCAGCCUACGCUAAAACGAGAACAGUUCCUGCUCUUUGUAACCUCUUUCACAGAAUCUCACGCAGACCAGCUGGCUCAUUUCUGACCCUACGUGCAGACAUUCAGAGCUGAAAUCCAAAGCAAAACCGUGAGUCAGCUUGUCAGCCGUCAUCGAUUUGCUUUGAAAUCUAAGAAAAAAUAGAAGUGUCCUUAUGUUUGUUGACUGUUGUGCUGCAGCAAUGUGGUGAACUUAUCACAGCCUUGUUGGUUCUUUUUCAAUUCAAGCCAAAUUCAGUGACAGCUGGCUGCAUGGACCUGCAGUUUGUGGCAUGUUUCAGACUCAAAUAUCUGCAGGUAGGCUGAAAGUUUGACCCCAAACGACUGAAACAACAAAGCAUAAAACCAAGUUAACAUUAUUUCUCAAUAACUUCCUGGCAUUGACCUUCUGAAGCCAGUAUUACUAAAGGAGCAGCUGCAGGUGACUGUCAUAUACAGAGAUGGACAUCAUGCUAAAGUUAGGAAUCUUUAAUCAUUUCACAUAUUAAUGGAUGAGGUUGGCAGUUGUCUAUAAUUGUCUCCUUUUGAGAGUCAAACCAACAAUGAUCUACUCAUAUCGUAAUCCUCUGUGCCUCAGACCUGCAUUGUUGUAUAUUGUUGAAGUACUUCUUGGAUACAUUUAUAAUAUAGUACAAAGUCUAGAGGUCGUGUUAUGAAGCACAACAAGCUGGCGAAGCUCUGCAAAUGGAACAACGUGCAUGCAGAGGAGCGUCUGUCUCUCCUGAGACUGAAGACAGGAUCGCUGUCAUUAAUCUUUGGAGACGUUUCUAAACAAAAUGAAGUACCCAGGCUCUUCGUAAUGAAGGAACAUGUGAUGAAGUGCAGCAGCGUGACUCACUGAUGUGUUGUUAAUAGAUUUUGGAUAACAAUGGAGGUCUGCAGCACAGAGGAAUAAGACAUCAGCCUUUGGAUACACGCACAAUACUUGUAGAUCAGUAGUAGAUGUGUUCUUAGUUGGUUUAGAUCUGCACAUGAGAUUUGUUGACCAUAAAAAAUCUCAUCCUUUAAAAUUACCCUUACAAAUUACUCCGAAGCAUCUGGAGGAUACGGGUCAUCGUUUUAAACAUCGAAUAGGAAACAUUCAUGAAUUUGACCCAUCAUGUGGUACUUUUUAUUCACACGAUUGUUAGUUUACUUCACACAACUAAAACAAGACUACAUUUUAACUGUUUCUACAUACAAAUAUUUUUAAAUGUCACAGUCAAGUGUCGCUGGAUAAAACUGUAUUAAUCGUUUCUGUAACGGUCCACUGUUGAAUGGAAACAGUUUCUUUGUAAAUGUGCCUUCAAAUGACUGUUGAGAGGAAUGUUUAAGUAUUCUGCAUACUGUGGAGUUCCUGCUGUAUUUUUUUUUUUUAUCCUUUUACAAAUCAAAUUUGAUUUUAAGAAAAUCUGUGGCAUAGAUUUAUUUUAGAAGUAAAGGGAAAAACCACUUUAUUGAGUAAAUGAUACAUAAUGACGACUACCUGAAUACUGCAGUUUUCAACUCAUGCCGAGUCGUCGGACUCUCUGCUGUCACACCAAAUUACAUGUGUAUGUUUAAAUGUUUGAUUUAUCAGAUGACUGUUUCUAAAUAUGUAAUUAGUGAUACUCAGGUCGACAUUAUCAUGAAUCUAGAGAUUAAAAUGAGUUUUUUUAUAAAUAUGUGACUGAACUGUGGGGUCAAUUCACUUUCAUUUAGCCGAAAGAAGUUUUAAAGUUUAAGAAAUAAGAAAUACUUUUAUUACCUUUGACCAAAAACUUGUUUAAUCGAAGCUCUAUCUUGAGCAGUGACUUGCAGUUUUAUUAUAAUUCAGCAUUGUGAUUAUGGGCAUUGUGUGUCUGCAACACCAAAGUACAAAAGUUGGUGAAGCGGCUCGCUGCUCAUUUCAAACUGGUUAAAAUUGAAAAUGAACUGACCCCCAAAACCUGGAAACACCUGCUGUAGAAAAAGAAAAUGUUUAUAUAUUUUUUAGGCAUCUUGGAAAGAUUUUAGUUUUAGAAUAAGAGUAAUUAAUUUUGACCUAAAAGUGGGUUGCUGUAGAUCAUUUUAGUCUUGUCUAGUCUGUAUUUAUGUGAUUAUUUAAUGUGCUAUUUAAUGUCAGCCAAAGACGAGUGUGUUUCUGUGACGAGUUUGGCUGCCGGAGAACAAAGUUUUUAAUGUGUGAAAUCUUUUGGUGGAUGUCUCGCAGUUCAGGAGGCGCUCUGAUGGAGAAAUAAAAUAAAAACUGUAAUAAAAUAA